AUGUUUUGUCACAGUUGCGGUGGUUGGAGAAGAGCACAUGACAAGUUUUGCCCAAAGUGUGGUACAAGUUUAUCUUCGUCUUCAGCUAGUCAAGUGUCCUCUUUCAAGAAAUUCGUAUCCCAAAAGUCGAAAGAGAGGCAAACCACUUUCAAGAAGUCUAAGAAAGCAAAGAUGGACGAAAAUGGGAGUUUUCUCCCGGUGGAUGUAACUCAAAGUCUUGGAUCAGUUACCGGAGCAGAUGAUAUCCCAGGUUUUACAUCAAAUGCCAACCAAACUGCUCCUCAAUGUGAUGCUGGCCAAGCUGCCCUAUCAGAUAACAAUGAUGGUUUGAUCUCUGGUGAUGUCAGUGAACAUGCCUUAAUUAGUGGAUGCCCUGUAUCUGGUGGUGAAAGUCAGCUGAGUGAUGUAAAUGUACUUGGUGAUUUUGACAAUGGUACUGCACCUUUAUUAGUGAAGGAUGUGCUUGUACACAGAUCCCAAGUUCUCAAAGACUUGAUAGAAGAAUUCAAAGCCCUGGACAUCCCUACUCACAUGUACCACCUAAAUCUAGUUAUAAUUAAUGAGCGUGGGGAGAUCGAGGAAGGGAGAGGUCCUGGUGUAGUGCGAGAAGUAAUCACAAUUCUUUACCAAUUCUUUAGCACCAAUUCUUUAUGUCCUUGUCAACCGAUGCAACAGAAAAAGUACCAUCAGUGA
This is a messenger RNA of Stylophora pistillata, 693 nucleotides long. RefSeq lists its product as uncharacterized. The record is from RefSeq and is a predicted model, not a curated record. Lineage: Eukaryota; Metazoa; Cnidaria; Anthozoa; Scleractinia; Pocilloporidae.